AUGGCAACAAAAUCUACUGUUUUAACAUCAAAUAAUACUAAACAUCAAAAUGAAGAAGAAUUAACAAGUUUAACAUGGUUAACUGAAUUAAAAAAUCAAGGAUUACAUUGGCCAAAUUCAAUUGUCAAAUCAAUAUUUAAUAAUUAUAAUUCAAUAAACAAAAAACAAUCAGCAGCGGAUCGCUUUAACAAAUUUAUUGAACAAAUUAAAAAAAUAAAGAAAGAAUAUGAUAAUUUUUCAUCUGUUUAUGAAAUGGAUACAAAUGAGAAGCCACCAUUUAAUUAUUCACAAAUAAUUGGUAUGGCAAUGUUGGAAAAUGGUAGAAUGACUUUACAACAAAUUUGCUCAUGGAUUGAAAAUAAAUUUGCAUAUUAUAAAAUACGAAAAAAUUGGAAUAAUUCAAUAAGGCAUAACUUGUCAUUACAAUUCUGUUUUCGUAAAAUUAAUCGUAAUAAAUAUGAAAAAGGUAAAGGUGGAUACUGGGAAUUAGCAAUGGAUGUAACAAAAAGUGAACGCAAACGUAUAAGAAAUCGCAAAUCAAGAAAUAUAAAAAAAACAUCAUCAUCAUUAAUAUCACCACCACAAUCUACUAAUUAA
Condylostylus longicornis is the source of this 597-nucleotide messenger RNA. Its product is annotated as forkhead box protein J1-B. Bases 1 to 597 code for a protein of 198 amino acids. Gene Ontology annotation, molecular function: DNA-binding transcription factor activity, RNA polymerase II-specific; RNA polymerase II cis-regulatory region sequence-specific DNA binding. Gene Ontology annotation, biological process: regulation of transcription by RNA polymerase II. Lineage: Eukaryota; Metazoa; Arthropoda; Insecta; Diptera; Dolichopodidae. The transcript has 6 exons. The record is from RefSeq and is a predicted model, not a curated record.